AUGGCUCACGAUCCGUUCAAGACCACCUUCCCGUUUGCUCGUAUCUUAACUGAGGGUGGAGGCUUCGCGGCAUACCAUGGCCUUGGGAAACCUUAUGUGGCCGGUGCGCCUCUUGGCCAGGCCAGCCCUAGGUUGCAGGAGAACCUUGAUACCGAACUGCCUCCUCAAGCUUCAUUCCUCACCUAUAAGCAUCUGUCAUUCCCAAACUUCAUCACUCAUUCACUGUUCUUCUAUCAACCAAGCAUCCAUCCUCAUCCAGCAUCACUUAUCAGUCAAGCCUCGCAUUCUACCCAAGCGUCUUGGCACAGUGGACGCAAACGACAUCACAAGAAGCACUACUCCACAACACAGCUAUCAACCACCAAGAUGAAGUCUGCCGCUGCCAUUUUCGCCAUCCUCUCCAGCGUCUCUCUUGCAGUCGCAGGAGAAAUUGGAGGGCCAAAGGAGGAAGAAAAGCUUUCGAGGGGACCACUUCCCCUUCACCAGCUCCCCGAAUGCUGGCAGGGUUGUCUACAAAGCGAGAAUCACUGGUACCGACCCGACAUUAAUAAAGUCAGCGUCUACUACUUCUGUGUGGACCCGCUAUUCGAUACCCGCUUCUGGUCUCUACAUGCCCUUGCUACAUGCACGGCUGGCGCUUGCAGCAAAGCUGAGGCUUACGUGGCGCAAGACUGGUACUUUGAUAUUUGCCAAAUGAACUAA
Messenger RNA from Colletotrichum paranaense, 702 nucleotides. RefSeq lists its product as uncharacterized. The transcript has 3 exons. The record is from RefSeq and is a predicted model, not a curated record. The coding region runs from base 1 to 702 and encodes 233 amino acids. Lineage: Eukaryota; Fungi; Ascomycota; Sordariomycetes; Glomerellales; Glomerellaceae.